Thrips palmi is the source of this 2558-nucleotide messenger RNA. It is a transcript of the gene Ccn, whose product is annotated as CCN family member 1. The record is from RefSeq and is a predicted model, not a curated record. Gene Ontology annotation, molecular function: heparin binding; integrin binding. NCBI's taxonomy places the organism in Eukaryota, Metazoa, Arthropoda, Insecta, Thysanoptera, Thripidae. Gene Ontology annotation, biological process: signal transduction; cell adhesion. Gene Ontology annotation, cellular component: extracellular matrix; extracellular region. The transcript has 11 exons. Bases 193 to 1551 code for a protein of 452 amino acids.
GCUGCGCCGCGAUCUCCACCACGACGCCGGCUGCACGCCCGGCGAGGCACGCUCCUCCAGGACCGCCGUAGGCACCGUCGCACUCGGGACAGCCACCGGGAGAUGCCCGGCGCCGCCAGGCUCGUCGCCGGCAGCGAGCGGACCAAGUUUUCGUCAUGAGCCGCUGACCACCGUAUGGCAAGGUGACCGAGGAUGGUGCUGGGGCCGCUGAUGCUCCUGCUGCUGAGCCGUGGCCUGGCGGGGCUCGGCCAGCCCCAGGGUCCGGACGACGCCAACCUCGAGGAGGCGCUGCACUCCCAGCCCGAGCUGCGCGCCCACUGCGCGUACCCGUGCCGCUGCCCCCCGGAGCCGCCCGCCUGCCGGCCCGGCGUGGGGCUGGUGCGCGACGGCUGCGGCUGCUGCCUGCUGUGUGCGGGCCAGCGCGGCGACCCCUGCGACGGCGCCCGGCUCUGCGACGAGGCCCGCGGCGUGGUGUGCCAGUACGCCGGCAGCGCGCCCACCGGCACCUGCAGAGCCAUCAAGGGCAGGCCCUGCUACGUGGAGAACGAGACCUACGACAAUGGCGAGACCUUCAUGCUGGACUGCCGCACUCAAUGCACGUGUCAGAACGGCACCUACGCGUGCGCCAGCCUGUGCCCCCAGGAGAGCAUCUCGCCGCGGGGCUUCUCGUGCCCGCACCCACGCCUCGUGGAGCUGCCCGGCCAGUGCUGCCGCGAGUGGAUGUGCGACAGCGACGCAGUGGAGCGGCCCCCGCAGUGCCCCCACCUGGCGCUGGCGUGGUCGCCGUGCUCCCGGACGUGCGGCACGGGGCUGUCCGUGCGCGUGUCCAACCAGAACCCGGGCUGCGCGCCACUGAACCAGACGCGGCCGUGCCAGCUGCGGCCGUGCGUGCAGCCCCAGGAAGAGCGGCGCCCGCCGCACGCCAAGAUCCGGCGGGGCCACAACUGCAAGGCGACGCUGCGCGCCCCCAGGCCCGUGCGCCUGCGGCUCGGCCGCUGCCUCUCCAAGCGGCGCUUCCACCCCAAGCACUGCGGGGCGUGCCAGGAGCGCGGGCUGUGCUGCGCGCCCAGGCUGUCGUCCAGCAUCAAGGUGGAGUUCGAGUGUGACGGCGAGGCCCCGGCGGACCCGGAGGCCGUCGCCGAGCUGGGCGUCGACAUGUGGGUGGAGGAGAACACCGCCGUCACCACGCCGCACCCCGCCAGCACCGUGCUGGUGCGAGACAACCUCGUGGACGCGGACCCGGACGAGGAGGCCGAGGACGACGACCAGGACCUGGACCAGGACGUGGACGAGGAGGAGGACGUGGAGGGCGAGAACGAGGAGGGCCACCGCUUCUCCAAGGGCAGCCAGGGCCGCCUCUGGAGCGUGUUCAGCCCGCCGCGCAAGCGCCACCACACCAAGCACCCGCGCGCCAAGACCACGGCCACCUUCGCCGUGCAGUGGAUCACCAAGUGCGAGUGCAGCCCGUGCGCCGCGCACCCCGAGACCACCACCAAGGGCAUCGCCAGGAUACGCAUCCUGCACCGCGUCCACAGGACUACCGUGUCGUGAAUGGCGCCAUGCAGUGCAGGCCCACCCAGGAUCUCAGACUGUCAGUGUGUCAGUGGAGCCGAAGAGCGAGACUCGGUCCUUCGGUCGCUGGAAAAGUGUUUAUUUUGAUUAUUAUGUGUGCAACUAGUUGAGUGUCGUUCGUGAACUUUUCAAUAUUUCCAUGAUAAUUUGAAUUGAAUUAGGCUUUGUUUUGUUAGCAGUUUUGAGCAAAAGGAAAGACGCAGAAAAAUUUUUAAAGAUUUUAUUUGUGGUCGAAACGUUCACAAUAUAGUGAGUGAUAGAAAUUUAAGUGUAUUUUUCCUAAUUGAAUAACGCGCUGUAAAUAUGACAUUUAAUGGCAAGAGAAAUAGCGAAGGCUACUCAAAAUCUUUCAGUUUGCCUGUUUGUUUCCUACCUGUGUUGUGUCAUCAGAGUUUUCUAGGCUUUCCCGAUUCCAAUUGUGUGCUACUGUUUCACUCCCUUGGCUUGCAGUUUGAGAGCAUUUAACUAGACAACCGAUAACUUCAUAGGCCAUGUUCACAAUUCUGUGAAAAAUUGCAUAUCAUGCAUCUGUUGGAAUUACUGCUUGCAUUAGCUUUCUUUUUCUAUUCUAGUUUAGAAGAACACAAGAGCAGGAUUUCGGCGUGCCUGUUGGGGUUUUGAUCGAUCACCAUUGUUCCAGUGUAGGUCACGCACAAACUUUUGCUAACUUGGUGACGAGCGGCCCCACCGCGUCUUUGUUUUGGUAGGCAUUCCUUUCUUCAAUAAAUAUGUGUGUAACGAUUCAAGCAGAACGCCCGCCGCGUUCAACGGAUUAAAAUUUAAUAUCAGAUAAUGGACCAAGAGUUUUGUGUCAUUUUAUCUUAAGCGAAGCUGGGGUAUUCGUCUUUGUACAUAACACAUUGUGAUACUGGUUUUUAGGAAACUACUAAACUUACUAUAAUAAGAUUGAUCUAUCAGAGAAUAUUUACAGUGUACAAAAUUUUGAAGCAUUCUAGUCAGAAAUAAAUCUUAGGACAUUGAGCGCA